Messenger RNA from Stylophora pistillata, 1819 nucleotides. RefSeq names its product cholesterol 24-hydroxylase. NCBI's taxonomy places the organism in Eukaryota, Metazoa, Cnidaria, Anthozoa, Scleractinia, Pocilloporidae. Gene Ontology annotation, molecular function: heme binding; cholesterol 24-hydroxylase activity; iron ion binding. The record is from RefSeq and is a predicted model, not a curated record. Gene Ontology annotation, biological process: cholesterol catabolic process.
UGGCGGUUGAGAAGCGGUUCAUGAUGUUGAACGAUCCGUACAUUGUUUUCAUGCAUCUUUUUCUGGAUUAUCCUUUAUUGUAGAGAAACCACAAAGUCUAGAAGCACACAUCUAAAGAUUGGCAAAAACUUCCAGUUACACAAUCUACAUGGCUUCCUUCUCAGCAACACUUUUGAUGACUGCUUUUGGUGCUUUCAUAAUAAUGCUUCUUGCCAUUCUUUUACUUGUGCUUUUUGUGUGGAAGGAGCAUAGGAAGUAUGGCCAUAUUCCUGGACCAAAAAGGAGGAGUUUUUUCCGUGGAAAUUUUCCUGAAUUUGAUGAAAAGGGGAAACUUCUUUCUGAAUUGUUUCUAGAGCAUGCUCUCCUGUAUGGGCCUGUGUUUAUCUGGUGGUACUUUUUCUGGCCAAUUGUUGUAAUAUCAGGCCCAGAAUUCAUAAAAUAUGGUUUGAUAACUUUAAAUCUUCCAAAGGCACCAUCAUCCUACAAUGCAUUAGCAUAUUUACUUGGACAACACAGAUUUCUUGGAUCUGGACUAGUUACUCAGUUGAAUCAUCAGAAAUGGAAGUUAAAGAGAAACCACAUAAAUCCAGCCUUUCAUCGUAGUUACUUAAAGGAUCUUGUCCCGCAGUUCAAUACUAUUGCGGAUGCUCUUAUUUCAAAGCUAUCAAGAAUUGCUGAUGGGAAAACUGUCAUUGACAUGUCCAAUGAAUUCCAAAAAGUGACUUUGGAUGUGAUUGCAAAGGUUGCAUUUAGCCUAGAUUUGCAUUGCCUGGAGGAUCACAACUGCAAAGUUCAUAAAAAUCUUAGUACGUGUCUGGAAGGUUUUGAAGAGAGUUUUAAUCAGCCUCUCCUAUCCUUGCCAUUUUACAAACAAUCAUACCAGAUGACCAUUUCCCAAUCAGUAGCUGUUUUACGUAAUUAUGCAAGGGAAUACAUACAGCAGCGACUGCAAGCCAUGGAAGACUCUAAAAAGAGGUCUAAUGAUAUACUCCAGAUGAUUCUGGAGGCUUUUGAUGUGAAUUCAAAGAAUAGUGAUGCUUACAUGGAAGAACUUGUGGAUGAAUUCCUUACAUUUUUCCUAGCAGGUCAAGACACAACUGCAAACCAACUUAGCUUCACCUUGCUAGAAACUCUGUUGAAUGAAGACAUUGAAAAUAGGAUAUGUAAGGAGGUGGACAGUGUCCUAGGAGGAAAAGAAACUGUCGAAUUUUAUGACAUUGCAAAGCUGGGGUAUCUUGGGCAGGCACUUAAAGAAAGUCUACGAAAACAUCCACUUGUAGGGGCUACUGCCCGAGUUACAACGAAAACUGAGAAAUUUGGACAAUAUUUAAUACCCAAAGGAACAAAAUUACACUUUUCAAUUUUUGUCUCCCAUCACCUUCCCGAAUUCUGGGACAGUCCAGAAAGCUUUCUUCCAGAGAGAUUUGCAGACACUAACAAGCCUUCAAAUUUUGUUUACUUUCCAUUCUCUUGUGGUCCAAGAGUUUGUAUUGGAAAGGUUUUCUCGGCUAUCAAUGCCACAAUUGUCAUGGCACGCAUUUUUCAAAAGUUCAAAUUUCAGUUGGUGCCUGGGCAGACUGUGCAGCGGGGUGAGAAUCUCACGCUUCAACCUAAGGGUGGAGUCCUGUGCACUGUCAAGGAAAGAACAUCAGCAAUUAAAAUUAAUUCAUAACUAAUUAUGAUGGAAGAUCAAAGUGAAUCAAACAAAUUUUAGGUGAAGGUUAAUUGAAGGUUGCUUGAAAGUAAUGGUAAUUGAACUGAGUGCAGUGCAUAAAGGCUGAUAGUUUCUAAAGAAACUGUUUGGCGCUGCGUCCGUGGG